AUGGAUUCGGUUCUUGAUGCUCUUCAAGUCGUCGCGGUUGGAGAAACUGAAGUUGGAGGAUGCCUGGUUGGAUUCUAUAACGCCGUUGGAGAGAACCCGUUCACGAUGGUUGUGCCGUACAAGACAUGGGCAAGUAUCGAUGAGAGUGAUUUCAAUGGGCAUUUGAGCAAUUCGAGUUAUGCGAAGACUUUGGACGGUGCUCGUUUCAAGGCCGCUGUUAACUUGUUCCCUAUGUACUUGCGCAGCGGCGGUUGGAUAGCCCUGGCUGCUACUCAUUAUCACUUCAUUCGCGAAAUCCCUAUGCUCGCAUCCUACGAAAUCCGUUCCACCAUUGCUGCGUGGGAUCAGAAAUGGCUCUACGUGAUGUCCAGAUAUGUGCGAAAGUCGGACGGGAAGAAGAAACAUAUCAGAAAGCCGAGAACACCUCUUCCAGGCGGCGACGGUCAAAUUAUGGCGCUCCGAACGCCUGGUGAUGAAAUGAUCUCCUCGAGCGCCACCCCUCUCCCGACUAUACAACCACAAACUGCCAGCGAGACAGAAUCCGCUCUGAAAGCCGUUGCAGCAGGCCUUGCCGUACGGGAGGAACCGGAUGGUGCCGUUGUACACACCGUCGUUGUCUCCCAGGUUUGCUACAAGAUCGGCCGUAUCACGGUUCCUCCUGCCCUCAUUCUUGCUACAAACGGGUUCACAGGGGCGGAAGGGCAUUCGCGUGCGUCGCCCCAUCCCCAGUGGGCCGCGGCGAAGAAGAUCAUGUCAAGGCCUGAUGGUGGAAGUCCGCGCAAGUUGAAGGAGCUUCUUGCUGGCGGAUGGAGGGAGGCGCCGGAGAGCGAGAGAUGGUGGGAUCAGGCGCUUGGGGAGAAUGUUGAGGCUCAACGUGUCAGGAACCUUGCCCUCAUUGAAGGCUUGCGUUUCGGGAUGGAGAAUGCGCGGAGUGUCUAA
Messenger RNA from Cyclocybe aegerita, 939 nucleotides. The record is from the annotation of a GenBank genome assembly. NCBI's taxonomy places the organism in Eukaryota, Fungi, Basidiomycota, Agaricomycetes, Agaricales, Hemipholiotaceae.